AUGACCCAUUACCGGCGUAUGAUGUACUGGGUGCCAAAACUUCGUCACGCCAAUCCCUGGCCAGUUGUGGGGAGGCUUCCAGAUGACAUUGAAGGCGAGGACGCCAUUCGAUUGGCUCAACUCGCUGCUGCUCGUAUCUGCCCUGAUCCCAACACUGAGUUCACCACGAUUGUUGUCGAAUCCAAGGAGGCUGGCACUCCCAAUUGUAUAGUAAGUGCUCAGAGUCCUACUCAACGUGCUCUACUCUCCGCGUACACAACGACGUUGGCCUCUUCUCCACAGUCUAGUGUUCUCUAUCUCGACGGACCACAGUUCUUCUGGUAUCGGGAGCUUCAGCUUGCCUACUACGUUCUUUGGGGGAACUUGGACAAGCAGCGUUUAACCACGCAGGUAAAAAAGUGUCAAGAGAUUGAGGAUAGAUUGAAGUCUGUAAAUGAUGUGGCUUCUUGGGAUUUCUCGAUUCCCGGCUCGGAGAGGGAGAAGCCUAUACCACUGCAAUCAGUCCUUCCACCAAAUAGCUUGCUGCCACCGCCACCGAAAACUGUAUUGCCAGUCUACACAGAUGACGAGGGGGACAGUUUGAUCGCUCUUCAGCCCAAAAGGAGCUCCUUGAUGAGAAUAGGUAGCGUCGUGACGGCAGAGCGCCGGCGCGCACUGUGGGCAGGCUUUGGGCUCUCGCAGCAAAUCACGCACCUGCCGGAGGACCUGACGCGUCAUGAACAGGCCGAAGGCACUAUAAUGGGCGUGGGUGUGGUGGCGCCAAUGUCGAAUGCGCUGGAGAGUCAGGCGCGUGCCUAUGGUGGUCUCACUAAUAAGGAGAUGCCUGAUCCUACCGUGUCUCUCCCAGUGCCAGCGCCUUCUGGACUCAUUCAGCAGUGGUUGAAUAGACUGCGGGAGCUGAAUCCUUCACUUGACGCAUGGACUGUGAUAAUUCGGAGUCGGAUCAGUACGAAUAGUGUGGGGGAGAGAAAAUAG
Echinococcus granulosus is the source of this 975-nucleotide messenger RNA. Its product is annotated as Evolutionarily conserved signaling intermediate in Toll pathway. Gene Ontology annotation, cellular component: mitochondrion. The record is from RefSeq and is a predicted model, not a curated record. The transcript has 3 exons. Lineage: Eukaryota; Metazoa; Platyhelminthes; Cestoda; Cyclophyllidea; Taeniidae. Bases 1 to 975 code for a protein of 324 amino acids.